Messenger RNA from Chroicocephalus ridibundus (black-headed gull), 1531 nucleotides. RefSeq names its product chromosome 6 C10orf105 homolog (gene C6H10orf105). The coding region runs from base 64 to 483 and encodes 139 amino acids. The transcript is spliced from 2 exons. Lineage: Eukaryota; Metazoa; Chordata; Aves; Charadriiformes; Laridae. The record is from RefSeq and is a predicted model, not a curated record.
AGAGGCGGCAAGGCAGGCGUGCGGGAGGCAAAGCCCGGGCUCAGCUGGCCAGUGAGAGGGAAGAUGAGCACAGAGGAUGCUGGCAAUGGGACCUCUCCCACCCCACCAUCUCUCCUUGGGCUUCUGGUUUCAUCCACCGAGCUGGUCCUACCCACUACUGCAUUCCCCGAGAAGGCAGAUCCCCUGCCCAUCAUCGUGGCGCUCGUCUGCAUCUUCCUCCUCCUGGCAACCUUCCUCAUCUUUGUCACCCUCUGCAAGCCAUCGGCGCUGGCCCAGGCCCACUCCGGACCCCGUGAGUGCAUGCCCCAUCACCCGGCGGAUGCCAGCGAGCCCCAGCUGAGGCUCUGGAAGCGGUUGGGCUCCCUGCGAUGCUCCAUCAACACCUUCAGGAGGAGUCGGCCGGUGUCCCAAACCCAGCUCGCCUGCCCUAGGAGCUCCCCCGCCAGUCAGGACUGGCACGUCAUGGAGUCCACCAAAAUGUGAUCCUGCUCUGCAGGAAGUAGCUCAUCCCGCAUCGCGAUUCUUUCCCAAGCUUUUGGUUCAGGCUCUGUUCCCUUCUCAAGCAGCCCCUGGUACCCUGGCCAUCCCGGCAGAGCCCCUUUAAGCAGCUCACUUCCAGGCAGUGCCUCAGCGAAUUCCAGGAGAUUCGCUUAUUUCAGGUUUCCAAAUGCUUUCCAGGUUACUGUUUCCCAGCAGGAGAGGCGGAGGCAUCCAAAGUACACCCACACGCAGCUAUCACUAGGCAGCCCAAAAAAACAUUGCUGCUUAAUUUCUUUAGGAAAAUAUUGUGCAAGUUGCGCAGCACCUGAACCAGCCAGCCUGGGCGAGAGCAGAGUAACCUGGCUGCCUUGAAAAGAGGUCUCCUGGAGCACACACGCUCCCCAAAAAGCAAUCCUCAGCCAAGACUGCCCCCCGAGAAGUGCUCCUGAGCCCCUUGCAUGCCGCCCGGUCCCUGUCCCCCACCACCCCAUGGCAAAAUCCGUGGGAUGCUGCGGUUGACGUUUGGAAGGAUGCACGCUGCAUCUGCCUGCUGGAAACCCUCUACAAUAAAAGCAGGUAAACGUGUCUCUAAAUGCAUUACAGAGGCCUUUUGAGGUUCUCGCAGGCGCUGCCAGCUUGGAAAGGCACUGCACAAAGCUGAGCCACACGUUUCUGCUGCGGAAGGGUCUGACAGCCAGCAGGUAAGCUGACGUGCUUAAAGGAAUCAGUAGGAAAAAGAAAACUGGUUUAAUUCUUCCAGGUCCGCAAGCUCACACUACGGUCAGCCACCGAGUUCACCCCGCUGGGUGAAGUCUCCGUGCCCGGCGCGGCCCCGUGGUGAGCACCAAACCCCAUCUCUCAGGGUUUCUCAUGGAUUCUGACCCUGGUGAGGUGCAGCUCUGCCUUGGCACAUUCUGGGACAUUCCUGCUCUCAGGGUGUUCCUGCUCUCGGGACAUUCCUGCUCUCCUCCAGCCCUGGGCUGCCUGGCUUUCAGCGAUGGGGAUGGGGAAACCUUCAAGAACUCUCUUGUUGCCACAGGGACAUGGGGAU